UAAUCCUAAUGCUGCUGAGUCACGCCCGCUCUCAAUCCUGGACCCUUCCAUCCUACAGGAUUCAUGGCCCGCCUCGCGAUGUGGAAUACGUUCGAAAUGCCCCACACACCCAGUACCAGUACUUCUACCAAGUCCGCGAUGAUACAAGUGGCGUCGACUUCGGGCACCAGGAGUCACGCAAAGGCCACCAGACCCAGGGAUCCUACCACGUGCGGCUGCCCGACGGACGCCUGCAGAGAGUCGCCUACACAGUGACCGGCGAUUCCGGUUUCCGUGCGAGGGUGUUCUACGAAGAUGCGGCUAAAUACCAUAGUUCGGAGACUGGUGUUAAUACAGUAACUUCUUCUUAUGAUCUAAUUCCCUCAUUAUCUUAGAGUCGGUGUCCAGUUACAAAUCUUGCGAGGAUUUUACAAGACCCUGAUGCUCUUGUAGAUUCAGAUCAGUGUAAAGUUACAUUUGAUUUGAGCAAUGAUGUCGAAGGCUUUUUACUGCCAAGUUAGGUAUCUUACAGCGAGAUUGUCUGUAUGGCUGAGUCAUCGACGUAGAUAAAAAAGUCCUUAAGUCGGACCUC
This is a messenger RNA of Penaeus chinensis, 571 nucleotides long. Its product is annotated as cuticle protein 19.8-like. NCBI's taxonomy places the organism in Eukaryota, Metazoa, Arthropoda, Malacostraca, Decapoda, Penaeidae. The coding region runs from base 9 to 374 and encodes 121 amino acids. The transcript has 2 exons. Gene Ontology annotation, cellular component: extracellular matrix. The record is from RefSeq and is a predicted model, not a curated record.